AUGGCGUCGGGGUGCAAUUCGAAAGUCGAAUCCACCACCGAUAGUCGAGAAAUCGGUAACCGGUUAGACCAAGGGGCUAUACAGGGUCUGUGCAGCAGUGGACUAUCUUCUCAUGCCCUUUCCCUCCAGCGCUCUGCCGUUGCGUACUACUGUAGCUCAUACUUCCAUAAUAAUGUCAUCCAGCAGGGAUUAGACGUCUUCGGAAAGUCGAGCUAUAUCGACUGGAUGGCAUUUACUCCAGACCUUGAUGUAGACGAGCCAAGUCUGAAGUCGGCUUUACUGGCACUUGGUGCGGCCCGAAUGGGUCGCCUUUCCCAGGAUUCUCGUUUGACUCGUUUAAGCUCCGAAUCAUAUUCGCAAACACUGCGGCAUCUUCACAGAGCUAUUCAGAAUGGAACCCAGGGCCUCCGAGAUGAGACCCUAGCAAGCAUGAUGUUCUUAGCCAUCUAUGAGGCAAGAUCCCCUUCCCAUUGGUGGUUGUGUUCUUGCUAA
Messenger RNA from Aspergillus oryzae RIB40, 492 nucleotides. RefSeq lists its product as uncharacterized. The coding region runs from base 1 to 492 and encodes 163 amino acids. NCBI's taxonomy places the organism in Eukaryota, Fungi, Ascomycota, Eurotiomycetes, Eurotiales, Aspergillaceae. The transcript has a single exon. The record is from RefSeq and is a predicted model, not a curated record.